Molecule: messenger RNA, 2337 nt
Organism: Fusarium keratoplasticum
Lineage: Eukaryota; Fungi; Ascomycota; Sordariomycetes; Hypocreales; Nectriaceae
Exons: 5
Coding region: 1-2337 (778 amino acids)
Source: RefSeq, a predicted model, not a curated record
AUGAAUUGGCUACUCUUUCUUUCAAAUCUGGCCAUCAUAGCCAGGCCAGCUGGCGCCUGGCAGUAUAUUUCUCCAGAUGCACUCCCUUCUUACGAUCUCUCGGAUAGCUGCAAAGCUGCUUUGGUGGUCGACCUUGCCUGUCCUUCACAAGUAGCUAGCUUCUUUGAGAGGGAGCCUGUUCCGCUUGCCUCUUUGGAGGAGGCAUGUACUGAUGCUUGCCGCACUUCGCUAGCCAAUUUUGAGGCCAAGUUGAAGACAGAGUGCAGCGAGGAAGAUGUUAUUGAAUAUGAGCUUGGCAGUGAUCCUGUUCAUGUCUCGGUCAUAGCGACGGAUAUCUACUAUCACUUCACCAGGACUUGUAUCAAGGAUGGGAACAGAUGGUGCAAUGUCUGGGCUUUUGAGAACUCUCCUGAUAAGACCUCUGGUCAAGCUAGCGUCACAGCCUCCGUCAACAAGUGUGACAACUGCGUUAUCAAGCCCUUUCAGUUCCAGGCCGGCACCUCUUAUUCAAAUGGUUAUGAUUUGCAAGGGGCUUACGCCAGCCUAACCAAGAGCUGCUCUAAAUCCGGCUUCCCAUUAGCAACUACGGUAACCGAAAAGACACCAACCACCACAGUCCCAACGGCGCCUUGCUCGGGUGUUAUGUACACUGUCAAGGCCGGGGAUGAUUGUCGCUCCAUCUCCAAGGCUAAUGGUGUUUCCACGUCCUGGAUGCUGUACGACAACGGGUUGAAGGCUUUCUGCAAGGACUUCCCAGCGGCAGGUGGGAGUAUCUGCAUUGUGAACAAGUGCAAGACGUACACUGUUCAAGCCAAAGACACAUGUCAGAGUAUCGCCGCCGCUGCUAAUAUCACUCAGGUGCAGCUGUACACAUGGAAUCCUGUGCUCGGAGAGUCCUGUAGCCGCUUGUCCUUAUCUGUAGGCCAUACCAUCUGUCUUGAGCCUCAUGACGACGAAGACUACGCCGCAAUCACUCGCCCAGCCACUACCAAGGUACCAGUAGCCACACCGGCUCCGGUGCCCUCCAACAUCGCCAGCGGUACAAACAAGAACUGUGCUCAGUUCUACUCUGUCGAGAUUGGCGACUACUGCAACCAGAUCAUCAUGAAGUUCAGCAUCUUACUCGAAGACUUUCUCUUCCUGAACCAAGGAGUCAACAAAGACUGUACCAAUCUCUACGCCAAAGAAUCCUACUGUGUUUCUCCUGUGGGGCCCAUCAACAUGUAUCCUGGCCAUCCAGACUACGUUGAUCCCACCACCGUUGUUGCUGAUAUAAACUUCAACGACUUGCCCAACGCGACCUUCUCCGCGCCCGCUAUCACUGAUGUGAUCACUUACCUCCCUAGAGCUAGUGGUACGCGAAGUGACUGUCACAUCUUCAUGGACGGCAAGGAUUUACAGUACGACAUGAGCUGGAGCUUUUCAUUCUCGGCGUGCGUAGCACUGGCCAAGGUGUGGGGUAUUUCCCUCGAGGAGUUGGGAAACUGGAACCCUUCUCUUGACACAAGCUCCCCCGACUGUGCUUUCGCAGAGGAGAAGAGCUACUGCAUGGCUGCGUAUAAACUUGUGCCCACUUACAAGACUGAAUCCGAUGAGCCUGAACCAGGGACGACAACGACAACAGCCACCACUACUGGCAAUGGAGUUUCCACACCUACCCCUAUUCAGUCUGGUAUGGUAUCCAACUGCAACAAGUUCCAUAUCAUAGGCAAGACGACAACCUGCCAAGGCAUUGCGGACUACAACAAGAUUUCUAUCUCCGAUUUUUACAAGUGGAACGCCGGGAUCAAGUCCGAUUGUUCCAACUUGGAGCUAGGCGCUUAUGCCUGUGCUGGUGUCAUCGCAUCGAUAUCACAGCCUGUAACAACGCCGAAGCCAACGACUACUGACAAUGGCAUCUCCACGCCCACGCCUACUCAGCCCGGCAUGGUAUCUAACUGCAACAAGUUCCAUGUCGUGGGCAAGACAACGACAUGCCAAGGAAUUGUUGACUAUAACAAAAUCACAAUGGCCAACCUCCUCAAGUGGAAUACCGGCAUUAACUCAGGGUGCACCAACAUUGUGCUGGGCAACUACAUCUGUGUGGGGGUCAUCAUAACCACCCCAGAACCGACGACUACCAAGACUAAUGGCGGCGUGGUGACGCCAACGCCCACACAGGCAGGUAUGAUUCAGGGAUGCACCAAGUUCCAUCCGGUCAGGUCUACAACAACUUGCCAGGGUAUCUUGGACUAUAACAAGAUUACACUGGCGCAGUUUUACAAGUGGAACCCUGCGGUGAAGAGUGAUUGUAGCAACCUUUGGACUGACACGUAUGCAUGUGUUGCUGGACCUUAA